AUGCUGGAAUCAUGGUCAAGGUUGGUGGAUGCACCAUUUGCGCGUGUCAAUCACCAAGCAAUUUUUCUCAACGGUUGUCUCUACGUCUUUGGAGGUUUCAAUUCUCAGUUGAGGAACAUCAACUAUAAUUCACAUCAACUAGAUGUCUUCAGAUGGAAUGUCCAACUUAAAUAUCCACUGCGUUUGAAGGCUUGGAGUUGCAACACAAAAACUUGGACAUCGGAUCCUUUGUCUUCACCCGAUGGAUCGAUCAAUCCUACUUUGCGCUUUGGUCACACUGUUGUUGCUUGGCGUGGACGUGGUUGGCUUUUCGGUGGUCGCACCCAGCAACACGUUUGUCCGAAUCAAUUGUAUCUUUUUGAACCUGGCUACUACUCACAUUUGCCUGACCGUUUGAUUCCUGGCAGCCCUCCACCUAGAACAACACGUACAAAAACAUUGAUUGAUAUUAUACAACCAUGUUGGGCCGAGGUUGUUGGUACAACAGGUGUAUCUCCAAGUCCUCGUGAUGGUCAUGCUGCCGCGGUUUUAGAAAACGCUAUGUUCAUUUUUGGAGGUUUUCAAGAUGUGUUUGGGAGUUAUGAUAACUUCGUCUAUCGAUUUGAUUUCAUCACGUGGUCAUGGACGCAUAUUCAAAUUCACUCUGGACCAUGCAUUGGAUUAAGUUUGUCUCCCCUGUCGACAAGCGUCUACGCACUCCCCCAGUCGACGGAUUCAGUCUAUCCAACUCCAAUAUCUCCACAACUCCAGUCUGUUGGAAAUGACGAAUCCGUGGCCGCAUCGACGGUUCUUCAGUUUGACGUUCCAUUGCCACGUGAUUUUUCUUGUUUGAUAAGUCAUCAAGGUCGAAUCUUCUUAUUCGGUGGGCGCAGUGAAUUAGCCGCUCGAAGUGGCUUCGAUGUGUAUGACUCAGCACUUUGGGAAUUGGUCCCGUUAAAGGUGCAUGAAUCAACUCCGGAUGGAUCGGAUCACAAUUCCACCGAUGCAUAUUGUUACACUCCAGUUUGGCCCGAUGAAUGUGAAUACUGUUCCGCGGGCCAUUUACAUAAUCUGGCAGCAUUUGAAAAUUUGCAACGCAUGGCCUGGGAGGAAGAAACAGGCAAUUGGGUCAGUCAAGAAUUCUGGGCCACAGCUCCCCCGCGUCCUUGUUGUUUGUGGAAAUUCUCCUCUAAUCAACCGGGAGAUUUGGUUCGAAGUAAAUCCUCGGGCGACCAAAAGAAUUGUGGUCACAAUCUGUUUUUCGGGUGCCGUUCACGGUGGUCUUCUGGUAACGCAACCUGGAUUCGACGACACCCGGGCCAUGGGCUUCAAUUGCCUGAUCGUUUGCUCCUCCGUCUGUGUAAUCUCGCGGAGAAUUCCCAUGUCAGUCAGACCGCAACUGCUACAGCCACCUCGCCUCAUGGUCGUAGAAGUCUGUCUCACUGGGCCUAUGGGGGUUAUCUGUACAUAUCGUUCGGUACUGUACGUUGCCAGACUGCCGAACAAUGGCAGUUGCAUUAUCAAGACGUCUGGCGCUACAGUUUAUCGGACAACUCAUGGACAAAGGUCAUCACGGAACAGUUGGCCACCAAUUCCCUGAUCCCCACACAUUGGCCUUCGUCACGUCGACGUGCGGUCGCUAGUUUAUACUUACCGUGCCCGUCGAUUUCCGACACUUCCCAGGAUUAUGUGCCUUCAAUUCGACCGUUGGUUUAUGUGUUCGGCGGGACUCAACCACGAGUUUUGGACAAACGAUGCACAAUCUCCUACCACUCGACUCGUCGGACCGCCUUUAUGACUGCUCCCGCCCGACCUUACACUUUGUUCACUUCCGGCAUUCCCUCCGUUUCCAGUCCAGGAGAACCGGUUACUCAGAAUCGUUUGCUAGGUCUCGGUGAUGGCGAUUCGAUCUCUUUGCUGAACUUACCAAUCAUCAAUUCAACAUUGAUGGCUCUCGGUACGACAAUCAUCACCUCACCAAUGACUAUUUUGCUUGUCAAUUCACCACGUAUGUUUCACAUGGAACGGUCCACGCCGUUCUACCUGAUUAUGAUCGUCCCGACUGGUUUAUCCUCAUCGUUUUUCUCUUGCGGAACCACGACACAGAGGUGUCAGCACCUGUCGACUUUGUCACAUAUGUGCGUUGUCAGUUUUGCCGAACUGGCUGCUUUGUUUCGCACACCUCUGACUGGUGUUCAGCCUCUGGACACCAUGUGUUAUGGGUCGUUGGACAAAUUGUUGUACACAAAUGAAUCGGAUCCGGUACAACUUUACACCGCGCUUCGUUUGGCCUGGUCCGCAGUGCUCACUUGUGGAUAUUCACACGACGAGGACGAGGCCGACAACGGCCAUACAGCAUCUGGGGAAAAUGUGCACGGGGGUUCACGUCUACACAUGCUGAUCGUACAGCAGCAACAACAACUACUACAACAAAAUCAAAUAACAAUAACAACGAACUGCACCGCUGACGAAGAAACUGCCGGUGAUCAUCCAGGUCUGAAGAUCGGUGAUCCAAUGAGCAACCUUUCCUACACACCGACGAUAUUGGAACAACACUGCUAUGUAUUGGCACCGGAUGGGCACGUAUUUCGGGAAACGUCGGACUGUAUGAAAGAUUUAACCUGGUUCACCCUACUGCCUUUGGUCUGUUCGGCCCUGAUUACCACAGUGGAUUUGUUGCUCGAGUCCACCCGGCGCUUGCUUGCCUGUUUACGUCAGGGUAACCUACACUCAUUUGUUCGUGGCCCGUUAGUGUUUCGUGGCACAGCUACUUGUCCCGAUUGCAGUGCGGACGAAUUGCGCCCAGUACAUGUAUGGAUUGAUUCGAGUCAGCUGACCGGUUUGAUCCCGGUGCGUGAGGAGCCCUCGCACAGCGCCACAUGCGGUCGACCAAGGUCGCAAAUCCCAAGUGAUUGUCGGCAUCAGACAAUCGCCUCAUUGUUGAUUCAAUUUCUACCGCACUUGAGAAGCACUCUGGAGCUGGAAUUUGCCACAAAGCAUUUUUCGGAGGACUCGGGGUCUGGUGGCGUGUCUGAGUUAUUUGGACAUGCACUUCCUUCGACUGGUGCUAGUGGGUACAGUGAUGAGAACAUCCUAAAUGAAUCACUUGUAGGUCCAUCAGAGGUGAAUAUCAGCGCUACUGGUCCAUUGACUGUAGCGGUGGCAGCAUUUGAUGCUGCGCUCCCCGACCAACCUCUCCCUGUACCUGUUGAGAAUGCAGACAGUUCGGAAUCUGAAGAUCCGGGGGAGUUCUUCGAUCAUUACCUCACUGGAGACGAGGUGGGUUCAUCGGAUUCGGAUGACAGUGUCAGAAACACAAGCGAGUCGGUAAUCACCAUUCACCAAGUGGGCACCCUGGUUCGCGACAAAGAACGGCUCAUGGAACUUUCCGAUUGCUACGUUAUGCAUUUGGAAACAACACUGUACGACUUAUGCCUACGAAGACUGCGUGCUUUGGGCCCAUCUAAAACGACCUUACUAUCAUUACCAACGAAAAUUGUACAUGACCUGAAACGUCUAUAUUACGAUCCGUUUGGAGCAGAGAAUUGUGGGCGAAAGUCAACUUCAGGCUAA
Molecule: messenger RNA, 3552 nt
Organism: Fasciola hepatica (liver fluke)
Lineage: Eukaryota; Metazoa; Platyhelminthes; Trematoda; Plagiorchiida; Fasciolidae
Source: the annotation of a GenBank genome assembly